AUAUGCGUGUCUUUGCAUUGGACGCACCCUCAAUCCCAGUCUAAUCUGCUCCGGUUUAUCGAAUUCCCUUUUAAAUCCGGCAAACCAACUUCAGACCGAUGUUUAUUCAGUGUUUAGUCUCUGGUCUAGUUUCGCACAAAACUUAGUUCACGGCCGGUGCUCUCUUUGAAGAUACGUUUCACAGCAAGCAGUCAGCUGUCUAUUAGCUAUUUAAUGGUAAAUAUGAAUUAAAUAGCUAAUGACGUUAGUUACUUAGCCAGCUACGCAACAACACGAUAAACUGUUGUGGAGACGUACAAGACAAACAUUGUGCUGCGUAGUGUAUAUCUUGCAGUGACGCUGUCGUAAAAUUUCUUCUGACCGUGUAGAGUCACUGACUUGCCUACGUUUUUGUGCAUAAUACUUGGGAUAUUCGAAUUUCGAGCUUCACUAGUCUAGCUCACGUACGAAACGUCCAGAUAAGCAAAGUGAGAAGGUUUCUUUGCAAUGGAACCUCGUUUGACUCAUGAAAUUGAACUAAACAAGAGGUAUGAAGAAAUAUUGAAGAGAAGGACCACUUUACUUCAAGAGAUGGAGAAUCUACACGAGCAGCAUGAAAAUAAGAAAAAGCAACAUACCAUGGAUGUGGAAGCUGCAAUUGAAAGAAAUGCUCAACUCCUUCAUGACUUGCAGAAAAUUGAAAAUCGCUUGAAAACAAGAUCUUUCACUCACCCUGAUAUUCUCAGUCUUGAGGCUCGUUACUGGGCCUCUGUGGAGGAGAAGAUUCCGGAAUGGGAGCCUUUCUUGCUGGGGAGGGGGCCCACUCCAGUUAGAGAUGGGGAAAAAUCACAGAGGAAGACAAGGAGGAAGAAAGGGUCAUCUCAGGACAGCCCCCCCACACACACUGUGACCAGUUUGCCUCCUCGCUCCAACCCUAAAACUGUAUCCUGACCGUUUCUGCUGUUCCACAUUACCUACUUGGAUGUGAUCUUUCCUGGUUUGAAAAGUUUUGGAACCUUUGUACAAGUUUGAGCGAAGUGGGUUGUGGUCCGUGUGGACCUCAAACUGGGAAACGGCUUAACCCAGGAACAUAAUGCAGUAUAUGGCAAAGCAAUCUGUGUACAGUGCUGUGAAAAAGUAUUUGCCACCUUCCUGA
Molecule: messenger RNA, 1135 nt
Organism: Anguilla anguilla (European eel)
Lineage: Eukaryota; Metazoa; Chordata; Actinopteri; Anguilliformes; Anguillidae
Gene: cep15
Product: chromosome 11 C3orf14 homolog
Exons: 5
Coding region: 487-930 (147 amino acids)
Source: RefSeq, a predicted model, not a curated record